Messenger RNA from Fusarium vanettenii 77-13-4, 909 nucleotides. RefSeq lists its product as uncharacterized. NCBI's taxonomy places the organism in Eukaryota, Fungi, Ascomycota, Sordariomycetes, Hypocreales, Nectriaceae. Gene Ontology annotation, biological process: purine nucleobase catabolic process; urate catabolic process. Gene Ontology annotation, cellular component: peroxisome. Gene Ontology annotation, molecular function: urate oxidase activity. The coding region runs from base 1 to 909 and encodes 302 amino acids. The transcript is spliced from 2 exons. The record is from RefSeq and is a predicted model, not a curated record.
AUGCCUUAUGUAUCUGCUGCUCGUUACGGUAAGGACAAUGUCCGCGUCUGCAAGGUCGACCGUGAUGCUACGACCGGCAUCCAGACCGUCACUGAGAUGACCGUCUGCUGUCUCCUUGAGGGAGAGAUUGAGACCUCGUAUACCGAGGCCGAUAACAGCGUUGUCGUCGCCACCGACUCCAUCAAGAACACCAUCUACAUCACCGCCAAGGAGAACCCCGUGAACCCUCCAGAGCUGUACGCCUCUAUCCUCGGCAGCCACUUCAUCCAGAAGUACAAGCACAUCCAUGUCGCCAACGUCAACGUCAAGACUGUCCGCUGGACGCGCCUGGCCGUUGAUGGAAAGCCUCAUCCUCACAGCUUCUUCAAGGAUGGCGAGGAGACGCGAAACGUCGAGGUCCGCGUGAGCCGCCAGGAUGGCAUUCAGAUCAAGAGCUCCAUCGUCGGCCUGACCGUUCUCAAGAGCACCGGCUCUGCUUUCCACGGAUUUGUCCGCGAUGAGUACACCACCCUGCCAGAGACUUGGGACCGCAUCUUCUCGACCGAUGUGGACGCUUCAUGGAAGUGGAACACCUUUGAGAACGCUGCGGCAGUCCAGGCCUUUGCCCCCAAGUUCGAUAAGGCUUGGGAGGUGGCACGAGCCGUUACCCUCAAGAUCUUUGCCGAGGAUGACAGUGCCAGUGUUCAGGCCACCAUGUACAAGAUGGCUGCUCAGAUUCUGGAGACCGUGCCCGAGAUUGACACUGUCGUCUACGCACUACCAAACAAGCACUACUUCGAGAUUGAUCUGAGCUGGCACAAGGGCAUCAAGAACACCGGCAAGGACGCCGAGGUCUAUGCUCCCCAGUCUGGACCCAACGGUCUCAUCAAGUGCGAGGUGUCCCGCGACACUCUGCAGCCAAGGCUAUAG